GAACAGUAGAUGAGAAUAAAACAGAAUCUCUUGGAAGAAAGGAACAUGACUCAAGGAGGGAAAUUCCUGUUGCCAUAAGAGGACUGCUGGUAUAUAAAGUGCCUUACAUAUGCCAGUAAGAAUUCUCUUCCAUGAUCUGCUUUUCUACUCCCCCCAAGAAGAAUAUCAAAGCCAAAGCAGCAGCAACAAGCAUGAGUGUGAGGGUCAUGGCUACAGUCCUGGCUGUGAUAUUAUGUGCUGCAAUUGUUCAAGGCUUCCCUAUGUUCAAAGGGGGACGGUGUCUUUGCAUAGGCCCUGGAGUAAAUGCAGUGAAAGUGGCAGAUAUUGAGAAAGUCUCUAUAAUUUACCCAACUAAUAACUGUGACAAAACAGAAGUGAUUAUCACCCUGAAAACAAAUAAAGGACAAAGAUGCCUAAAUCCCAAGUCAAAGCAAGCAAAAGCUAUUAUCAAGAAAAUUCAAAGAAAGAAUUCUUAAAAAUAUCAAAACAUAUGAAGUCCUGGAAAAGAGGAUAUGAAAACCUAGAACAAGUACAACUGUGACUACUGAAAAGAUAAGAACUCUGCAGUAAGGAAACUGACUUUCUCCUCUGGCUGCAAUGAACAUUCACGCAUUUCUAGGUUAGGAAACUCUCUAGGAGAUUUGAUACUCAUAACUAUUUUGCUGUGGCUAUGAAAGCAUUUCUGUCUCCAGAAGUUAUCUGUCUGUACUUGACCUAUAUUUCAUAUUACAAUAUUAUUAUUACUAGAAUUAAGACCAUGACUCAUAAGUCAAAGCAUCCAUGAGUAUAAUAAUCAUUCCUUAAAUAAUUUUUAUGUCAAUUAAUA
Messenger RNA from Odocoileus virginianus texanus, 826 nucleotides. It is a transcript of the gene CXCL11, whose product is annotated as C-X-C motif chemokine ligand 11. NCBI's taxonomy places the organism in Eukaryota, Metazoa, Chordata, Mammalia, Artiodactyla, Cervidae. The record is from RefSeq and is a predicted model, not a curated record. Gene Ontology annotation, cellular component: extracellular region. Gene Ontology annotation, molecular function: chemokine activity. Gene Ontology annotation, biological process: immune response; chemotaxis; defense response.